GCGAGAAAUGAAUAAUCGUACCUGUCAAAAUUCAACAACAAUAAACAACUUUCUAGUUGCCAGUUGAACGAUAACGUGAAAUGGUAAAAAUCGUGAUUUAAAAUUAACCAAUAAUUAAAAAAAUGUGUGCGCAUUGAGUAAUUACGAGUUUGUGCGUAUCGGACAGUGACAGUGAUUCAGGGGUUAAUACACCCCUAAAUUUUCCAUGGAAUAAAUUAAUUCAAAUGUGUUAUUAACACGAGAUGUUAACGCCUGGUGUUCGAAUUGUUCGAGGACCCGACUGGUCUUGGGGCAACCAAGACGGGGGCGAGGGUUUCGUGGGCACCGUGUGCGAAAUUGGCAAGUCUGGCAGUGUGGGAUCUCCUGAUAAGACUGCAGUGGUCCAAUGGGACAAUGGGACGCGGACGAAUUACAGAGUGGGCUAUUUGGGCAAAUUUGACCUCCGUGUCAUUGACAACGCACAAAUAGGCGUCAAACAUCCGAACAUUGUUUGUGAUGGUUGCAAAAGCCAGGGCAUUUGCGGCAUGAAAUACAAGUGUUGCGUUUGUUAUGAUUAUGAUCUGUGUUAUAUGUGUUACCAUGGUGAUAAGCAUGAUCUUGAUCACACUUUCAAAAGGUUUGAUUCGGCCACUGCUUUAGGAGUGGAUUUGCCACCUAGACAAAAUGGUCGAAAAUGCGAAUUGAAGGGCAUUUUUGUUGGGGCUAAGGUGGUAAGGGGGUACAACUGGGAAUGGGGGAAUCAGGAUGGUGGUGAUGGUAAAGUUGGCCGAGUUUUGGAUAUUAGAGGUUGGGACAAGGAAAGUAGUCGUUCUGUGGCCAAUGUUACCUGGUUGUCGGGCUCUACAAAUGUCUAUCGGCUGGGACAUAAAGGCGAUUGUGAUAUUAAGUUUGUAGAGCCGGCCAGUGGCGGGUUUUAUUAUCCGGAACAUCUUCCAAUUUUAGGUCAAAACGUAGAGCAAGCGGUGGCUCGUCCAGUCAGAUCAGGCCCUCCUCCAUUCAGUGUCGGCGAUAAAGUUAAAGUCGUCGUCUCUGAAGAACAGUUAAAGACUUUGCAACAGGGACAUGGUGGAUGGAAUCCCAAAAUGGCCGAAUACAUCGGCAAAAUCGGAAAAGUUCACCGAGUUACUGAUAAAGGUGAUAUUAGAGUACAGUACGAAGGGUGUCAUAAUAGAUGGACUUUUAAUCCUGUAACACUAUCCAAAGUCAAUUCGGUGGCCGUCGGAGAUAUUGUUUGUCUAAGUACGGACAUCGAGAAAGUCAAGGAACUGCAGAAAGGUCACGGUGAAUGGAUCGAAAUAAUGAAAAACUCGUUGGGUAAAUUGGGCAAAAUUUUGAAAAUUUACUCUGAUGGUGAUUUGCGGGUGCAACUCGACGGACAUGCAUGGACUUUAAAUCCACAAUGUGUGAGAAUAGUACCUGGAAGUGCAGCAGAAUUGGCAAAUACGAUGCAAGCGACGCAAAAUCAAAGACAGGAACCAUCAAUGGAAUGGCAUCCGGCGAAUCCAGCCGAUAAUCAGACGAACGGAGUGGCUGAUCAAUUAGUGAGGGAUGCAGCUCAGGGACAUUUAGAAACUGUACAAAGACUGCUCGAGGGUGUAUCUAGUAAUAUGGUGGAUAUGCGAAGUGGAGGCAAGACAGCCUUACAGGUGGCAGCACAUCAGGGACAUGCAGCAAUAGUAAAACUGCUGCUUCAUGCAGGAGCUUCUGUCAACGCCAGCGAUAACGAUGGCGACACUUGCUUACAUUAUGCAGCUUUUGGAAACCAACCAGAGGUGUUGGAUUUGUUGAUCAAAGCCGGCGCCGAUUUAAACACUGCCAAUCGUAGCGGUUGUACCGCUUUGCAUAUCGCAGCACACAAGCAACCGGCGCGAUGCGUCCAAAUCUUAUUAUCGGCCGGUGCUGAUCCCAACUGUACCGAUCUUUACGGGGACACUGCCCUUCACGAUGCCAUUGGAAAAGAUAGUUAUCAGGUGAUUGAACUAUUGUGUGCAGCUAGCGGUAUCGAUUUCACACUGAGAAAUAAGAGAGGCUUCAAUGCCUUGCAUCAUGCUGCUCUCAAAGGCAAAAAUUUCGCAACGAGAAAACUCCUCACGCAAGCCAGACAACUAGUCGAUGUGAAAAAAGACGACGGUUUUUCAGCCUUGCAUUUGGCAGCCUUGAACGGUCAUAAAGAAGUCGUCGAAACGCUCGUGCACGUAGGCCAAGCGGAUAUUAAUUUGAGAAAUAAUAGAAACCAAACCGCCCUUCUCCUUGCAGUCAGUCAAGGUCAUUGCGGAGUCAUCGAGCUCUUAAUCAAACUGAAAGCCAAUAUAAACGCCAAAGAUGAGGAUGAAGACACAGCUUUACACUUAGUUUUCAUCAAAAAAGCCCACUUGAAUGGAGAAAUCAGACAAGAAGAGAGUCCUGACAUGUGUGCAAUUUACGAAAGUAUAGGUCACGUGUCCGAAUAUCGUCUAGCGGUCACAAUCGCUUGUUAUCUCAUUCAAAAAGGGAUAGAUUUAGACGCACUUAACAGUAAGGGACAAUCUGCAUUGAGUCUCCUACAAGAUUCAAGUUUACAAGAGUUACUAAAAAGUUACAAGCCAAACUUAGACAGUAAUCAAAUUCAAGAGAAUACUCAGGAAACUCUCAAUUUAGAAUCUCUUAAUUUAACCGAAGCGCGUCAUUCGAUUGACGGUUAUAACUUAACCGAUAAUACCCCCAAACACAGUCCUGCUCGAAACCUAAUCGACGAUUCGAAAAACACUCGGAGAAGCCGUCGCGAGCAAAAGAACGACAAAAUCCUUGAUAUCGGUGGCACGUCUCAGGAAAACUCACCGAAUCAUAAAAAUCACUAUUACCAAAACGAAAUUGUCAGUAGCAAACCGGUCGAAUGUCUAGUUUGUUCCGAGUUAUCGGAAGAAAAUGUGAGGUUGGAUCCUUGUAACCACAAGCCGGCUUGUGAGGACUGUUCUUCGCGAAUGAAAAAGUGUUUGCAAUGCGGUUCAAUUGUGCAGAAGCGUAUCACAAAAGACGGUAGAGUUAUUCCAGCGAAAUCGAGACAGCCGAGCGCGGAAAGAAUGAGAUACUUGGAAUGCAAAAUCGCCGAAAUCGAGGAAAGUCACGCUUGCAGUAUUUGUAUGGAGAGGAAACGAAAUGUCGUGUUUCUUUGUGGGCACGGAACGUGCUCGAAGUGCGCCGAUACGUUAAAAACGUGUCACAUGUGCAGGAAAACUAUCACCAAGAAAAUACCUAUUUACUAAAGCUUUUAUUAUGCAGUAGUCAAAGACAAAAAACGAUUUUUGCUAAGAUUUUUUUGACAGCAGCAUGGGUUAAUAACGGGUGUUUCGGAAGCGACAUCAAAUUAAUUAUUUCUCUAUCUAGGAGCCUUUUAUUUUAUUUCAAGGGUGAAAACGGUGAUAAUAAAUAAAAUUAAUCCGUUUUUUUGCAAAUGAAAGACCAAAAGUAUGAAAAUUAACGUAAAUAGUUUAUCCAAUAUAUUAUCUUGUAGCUUGCUUAAAGGAUGCUUGAUUGUUGUUAGUAUUCUUACCAAUUGUAGCUACUGAAUGUCUAUUCGACAAGUUCUUUUAUUGUUCUUAUUUUUGGUUUAAAUGGCAUUUUUACAAAAUAAUUUUAAAUUUGAAAUCAGCUUUAUAUUAGAGUGUAGUAGUUUAUUCUUCCAAGUCGCUUCGGUGAGGUUCAAAUUUUUGUUCCCUGAAAAGCUAUAUCAUGUUUAAUAAUUCCGGAAGACCCGUUGCUCGCACAAUUUCGACGCAGUAUUUGUAUUACGUGUCUAUAAAACACUGAACAUACAAAUAAUAAAAUAAUUAUGAAAUAAAAAAGUUAUUUGUGAGUCAUUUUCUAUAUUAUGCGAAAGUAAAUUGUUUGUAUGUUUUUGUUACGAUGUAUAUUUAUUCAUUUGAAACUGUGAUGCAUAUUUUUUCUUAUUAUCGAUAGUAGGGCAUGAUCCCAAUGUGUAAGAUGUAUUAAUUCUUUAUAAAUUUAGACUGAGAAUAAAAAAGUAAACCGUA
Molecule: messenger RNA, 4010 nt
Organism: Tribolium madens (black flour beetle)
Lineage: Eukaryota; Metazoa; Arthropoda; Insecta; Coleoptera; Tenebrionidae
Gene: mib2
Product: E3 ubiquitin-protein ligase MIB2
Exons: 10
Coding region: 243-3242 (999 amino acids)
Biological process (GO): protein ubiquitination
Cellular component (GO): cytoplasm
Molecular function (GO): ubiquitin-protein transferase activity; zinc ion binding; protein binding
Source: RefSeq, a predicted model, not a curated record